Molecule: messenger RNA, 722 nt
Organism: Bursaphelenchus xylophilus (pine wood nematode)
Lineage: Eukaryota; Metazoa; Nematoda; Chromadorea; Rhabditida; Aphelenchoididae
Source: the annotation of a GenBank genome assembly
AUGGGGAAUUCAACAAGCUCCUUAAGCGAUUUGAAUCUCUUCUCAAAGGGCGGCGUAUUUACUUCUCAACAAUUAGAUGAGUAUCAGGUAAGGUUAGUCAUGGGCCAUCAACUGAUUGUUUAGGACUGCACUUUCUUUACAAAGAAGGAUAUCCUUCGGCUUUAUAAAAGAUUCUACGCUCUGAAUCCGGUGAAGAUACCGACCAACAUGCAAGGAACUAGAACAUCCAUGAUCCACCUUACUUUUGAGGAAGUCGAAAAAAUGCCGGAACUAAAAGUAAUAAAUCACCUUGAUUUUUAAAAUCCUUUAGGAAAAUCCCUUUAAAAGGCGGAUCUGUCAGGUGUUUUCCGAAGACGGAAGCGGCAAUCUCAGUUUUGAUGAUUUUUUGGAUAUGUUCAGCGUGUUCAGCGAGAAUGCUCCAUUACAAUUAAAACUAAAAUAUGCGUUUCGCAUUUACGACGAUGACGGAGACGAACAGCUUGGCCAUGACGACAUUAGCAAAAUGAUUCGCUCUCUCACUCGAGAUGAAUUGACUGAUGAGGAAAUUGAAUUCAUCAUUGAAAGGGUAAAUAAGUUUACUAGAAUAAAUAAAAACAAAAUGCCUAUUACAGAUAAUCGAAGAGGCGGAUUUGGACGGUGAUGAACAAAUAUCAUUUGCGGAAUUCGAGCAUGUGGUAUCAAGAUCCCCGGAUUUCAUCCGCACCUUCCAUGUCCGUAUCUAA